GGGGGCGGGAGGAACAACGGGCCGGUGAGUGCCGCGGCCGCAGUCCCCGCCGAGCUCGCGCGGGCAGCCGCAGCGCCGUAGCCGCCGCCCGACCCCCUGAGGAGAGGACGUUGAGGCGGCCCUCCGCUAGCAGCCGCGGUGACAGCCCGGCGUCGGCGCGAUGAACCGCGGUGGCGGCAGCGCCUCGGCCUCGGCCAACUACCUGCUCUGCACCAACUGCCGGAAAGUGCUGCGGAAGGAUAAAAGAAUCAGAGUGUCUCAACCCCUAACAAGAGGACCAAGUGCCUUUAUUCCAGAGAAAGAAGUUGUCCAAGCAAACACGGUGGACGAACGGACAAACUUUCUCGUGGAAGAGUACUCUACGUCUGGUCGCCUGGACAACAUCACACAGGUGAUGAGCUUGCACACUCAGUACCUGGAAUCUUUUCUGCGGAGCCAGUUCUACAUGCUGCGCAUGGAUGGCCCCCUUCCCCUCCCAGACAGGCACUACAUUGCCAUCAUGGCUGCAGCCAGACACCAGUGUUCCUACCUGAUAAACAUGCAUGUGGAUGAAUUUUUAAAGACUGGAGGGAUUGCUGAGUGGCUGAAUGGCUUAGAAUAUGUACCACAACGACUGAGAAAUCUUAAUGAAAUUAACAAGUUGCUGGCACACCGGCCCUGGCUGAUCACGAAAGAGCACAUUCAGAAACUUGUCAAGACUGGAGAAAACAAUUGGUCCCUGCCUGAGCUAGUGCACGCCGUGGUCCUGCUGGCUCACUAUCAUGCUCUGGCCAGCUUUGUUUUUGGUAGUGGCAUCAACCCAGAGAGAGAGCCAGGAAUCUCCAACAAUUUCAGACUAAUCUCAGUGAACAGCUUCUGCGUGUGUGAUCUGGCUAAUGACAACAGCAUCGAGAACGCAUCCCUGUCGGGCAACAACUUUGGGAUUGUCGACUCACUGGGUGAGCUAGAAGCCUUAAUGGAAAGGAUGAAAAGGCUUCAGGAAGACAGGGAAGAUGGAGAGACGACUCAGGAAGAAAUGACCACGCGUUUUGAGAAAGAAACGAAAGAAAGUCUCUUUGUGGUCCCUGGAGAGACUUUCCAUUCAUUUCCUCACUCAGAUUUCGAAGAUGACAUGAUCAUAACAGCUGAUGUUUCACGAUACAUUGAAGACCCAGGUUUUGGGUAUGAGGACUUCGCCAGGCGAGGAGAAGAGCACUUGCCAACAUUCCGAGCGCAGGACUACACCUGGGAAAAUCACGGCUUCUCGCUGGUGAACAGGCUUUACUCUGACAUCGGGCACCUCCUGGAUGAGAAGUUCCGAAUGGUCUACAAUCUCACCUACAACACAAUGGCCACCCAUGAGGAUGUGGACACAACCACGCUACGCAGAGCAUUGUUCAACUAUGUUCACUGUAUGUUUGGAAUCAGGUAUGAUGACUAUGACUAUGGGGAAGUUAACCAGUUACUUGAACGGAGCCUGAAGGUUUACAUCAAGACGGUGACCUGCUACCCUGAGAGAACCACAAAGCGCAUGUAUGACAGCUACUGGCGGCAGUUCACACACUCAGAGAAGGUCCAUGUGAAUCUACUGCUGAUGGAAGCCCGGAUGCAAGCUGAGCUGCUUUACGCUCUGCGUGCCAUAACUCGGCACCUGACCUGAAGCCCCACCGGGAAGGCGUCAGCAUGUGUCAGGGCCUCUCACACAGGACUCAUAUCAGAACUUUUUGUGACGCAGCCUCAGCAGUUAUUCAGUUUCCUAGUGUCAAAGUUUAGCUGUCGAGGUUUAUUGUUUCUGUUUUGUUUUGUUAUUGUUGUUAGGGUUUGAUUGGGGGGGGCAGUUGUUUGUUUUGUUUGUUUUUAUUUUUUUCUGGCUGUAAUGUGCAAUGGUGUGUUUUAUAUUUCUCUAUGCUUAACAUUGCUAACAGUUGCAAAAGUAACCCUGACGAGCACUACUUCACAUUGCUUAGAGCUGGAUUUGGGGAUCUGACAUAAAUCAUGACCUGGUUUGUUACGGCUUCACUCAGUGCUCUGGAGUUCAUGUGUAUGUGUACCACUUGUCUACUUAAAGAGCAUAAGGACAAGUGCUUGCAAUCUGCUAUCAACAUCCUCUACCGGAAACUGCCCACGUGUGUCCUGAGUCUGGGAAGGCUUGUGCUAUUGAACCAAGCUGCUCCUGGAACACAACUUGUGCCCCAGGAGAUGAUCAGGCACUGUUCUGUUUUGGUUUAUCUGAUUUUUUUUCUUACACUGCUAUUGACAAUAACGUGAAAUGUGAUACAGACAUUGUCCAUAAUUUAAUGUGAAAUUAAUUAUGAUGAGUUCUAUAGCAUGCUACUGAAAUGCCAAAUUCAGCUACUUUCUUUGUCUUCUAAAGCAGAGGCCUCAUUUUCCCACAUGGCUGUCUGUGUGGCAGUGGACUUAGGCACAGUUCCUUGAGUCCUGCACCAUGGUCCUCUGUCAACUCUAGUAGCUGGUGCCUGCAGUGCUGCUUAUAGCUCGCACACAAAUCCCAGCACACAACACUGACCAAAUGUUUCUUUGCACAUGCUCCUUUGCUGAGAGUUAAGGAAGGUUAGUUAAUACACCCCUAUUUUUCCCUGUUACAGCUUUGGAAACUAUUUUACAUGAUUUUCGUCUUAUAAUACGUUAUAAUACGUAUUAUGAUACGUUAAGUAAUUUGUUAUUCAAAGGAAAAAAUGUGUUUCUGUGCUUUAAUGUGAUUGAGCAACAACAAAACAGUGCAUUGUUUUUAAAAAUCAACUCAGCUUCCCCUAUCAUGUCACUACAGAAGUGUCCUUUUAAACAGAGCCAUAAAGAAAUGACCUUCAGAUGUCUUUAUUGUGCCAAGUGUUUUCCAGUUUUACCUUGCUGAGGUUGAACUGUGAUUUCACUGAGCCAAAGCAUUCAUUUAUUCCCCCAGAAAAAUGUGUUUGGACAACUGGCUACACACACACACACACACACACACACACACACACACACUGUCAUAGAGGAGAAAAAAGGCAGCCAAAAAGUCACAUUUUUGCCUCAGUUUGUGUUGUUUGAUUAGACUAUCUUCAGAGAGCACAGGCCUGUGUGUUUCUAGCUUUAAUUUGUAUUGUGUUCCUGACCAGUGAAGUGCCUAGAGAGCUGCUAUAGCACCAGAGGACACAACUACACGGUUAGCGCCUUCGCUUGGUGAAAGGUGAUGUCAUUUUACACAUACAUGCUAACCUAAAACAUAGCUGUCUCUAGUGAGUCAUCCAUGAAGCUCCCACAGAGCGCUCACUAAGGCUUUCCCUGUUUUGUGGGUGUACUUUUCCUCUUAUGACAGAACUGUGGGCCGACGCUCCGUAGGCUAUCCUUCUGCCUGCUGUCCUUUUCUGGGAUGUUAGCUCCUUUUACUUAGCGUUCUAUCCUGGGGAGGAGACAUGAACAGUGACGGCUGUAGACCUGUAGCAUGGGUAGUUCUUCAUUUUUAGACUCCAGGAUCUUGCUUAACAUCCUCCAUGUGAGGAAAAAGUCACUAAGAUUUGAAGACAGGGUGGUUCCUUUAGAGAUUACUCAGAGAGCUUGUGCCAGGGUUCUGUAUUGUGUUUGUUGUGUGGACUGUGUUCAUUGCUUUUAGAUGUGUAUGAACCACGAGACCAAUAUGUAGAAGAAUGGCAAACACAGGCAGUGGCCUAAAUGCCCAUGAGCUUUCCCAGCUUUAAGGCUUUCACACUUAGGAUAGAGUUUGUUAGAAGAGUUUCACUUCAUAGCCUCAUUCUUUCGUUCAGAUGAACUGAGUGACAGGAUGGAAAUAGUUGUCCUGUGUUGACGAGGAGGAGGAAUUCUCACAGAACCCUGAAUAAGCUUUAGACCAAAAGGGAAGAAAACGGUUAAGUAAGUGGCCACUUACUUUUUGCUUUUGGUUUUGUGUUGCCCCAGAAAUGUAAGUAGAGAUUGGACUAUGGAAAUAUUAGUGCCUUUAAUAGAUUUCUCUUCUAGUAAAACUUCCUUUUAGUUCAACAGACCAAUCAAUAAUCAGGAAAAUAAGUUGACUUGGAACCGUGAAUAAAAACACAGCAAUGUAUUUAUGAGCCUCAGUGAACCAGCCUCAAAAAGUUGGUUUGUGAAGGUGGCCCCACCUCCACGCUACAGCAUGCACCCCACAUUCCUGGUGAAGAUGCUGCAGUGAGAGUGGGCUGUCAACCGCUUUAUCUAGCGCCAAACUUGAAAUUCCGAUGCGGUUUUCCAGGGUGGCAUUUUUUUCAGAGUAUUGAAUUUACAGCGUAGUAAUUUAUAGUAUAGCUUUUUAUACUGAAAUGUGAUAUUUUUCAAAGGAGCUAUCUGACUCAAUUGGUGUAAUAACAGAGCCUGUGAUAAACUGAGCUGCACCCGGGGCUCACAUUGUGCCAAACAUAAGCGUGCGAGUGUGUGUGGAGAACGCGUCUGGUUGUGACGUCCUCAACUCCUUGCUCCUUGUAUUAAAAUCAGCCUGAUAACCAUGAUGGGCAUGCUGGAAUAAUGCCGUUCAGUUCGGAAUCUCACAUUUGCCAGCAGCUGCUAAUUUUCAGUUUCUCAGAUCACUGUCAGAAACAUCAAGGAAAUCAGGCUUGGUGACACAGACCUGUAAUCCCAAUACAUGGAAGUUGUACAGGGGGUGGAGGUUUGGGGAUCAGCCUGGGCUAUAUUGUGACACCUUGUCUCAAAAAUUAAAAAGAAGAUGGAAAUAUGUGCAUACCCUCACACAUGAAAGUGGGCCUGCUCUUUAACCCACUGGACUGUGGGAAUGGCCCAAGUGCCCUGGGGCUGACUCUCACAUGGCUUCCUCGGGCAGAUUCCUGCUACUCUGGUGGAAAAUGGCUUUUGGAGAUGGACUACUUUUUAAAACAAGUUCCUUGUCUCAGUCCAAUGAGUUAUUUGUUGUCCCCAACCCCGCCUUAGGGUGCUCUGUAAAUCAGGGGUAGCUAAAAUGGAAUCCAGGGUGUAGCCUUGGGCUUUUGAACCAGUUUUAAACCCAAUAUAGCACAGCUGUACAGGGCUAUUUUUAAAAGAGAAAACUCAAGAUUUAUAUAAAGGUCAUAUAAAAUUUGAACCAGAGCCCUAUUUUGUUUGUGUUGUAUCUUUUAAAAAUUUACAUAAUUCUAAGAUCUAACGGAUAUCAUCCAGGGAAUUACUUUCUCUCCCACCUCAGAAAGCUUUGCUAAUUCAAAAUCAUAGAAUUUUUAUGCCUCACCAAAGUGAAUUUACCAGCAAACAGUUAUAGAUUACUUCUUAAAAUAGUCAACACUUCCAGUGGCAAGUAUGUGCCUGUAUGAUGGCAAGGCUCCUUUAAACUGUAAGACAAGGACAAAGAACAAAUCCAGUGGACCGCACAGACGGUAUGUGCUGCAACGGGCAAAUGAGGUUUUUAACUUUGCGUUGUGUCUCUUUCUCUGUGAAACAGACCAUUUUGCAUGGGAUAAAAGGCAUGCAAGAUGAUCCACAUUUGCAGUGCAUACACUUUGUUAGUGGUACUUCACCAGCAAGCAGAAAGGUCUGAAGGGGGUACGGUUGGAACCAGUUCGAGGUGGCAUCACCCUGCACUGGUCCCUACUGUCCCUGUGCCUCUGGAGACUCAGAUGCAGACUCAAUCUUUCCCCAAAGCAGGCCAUAAUGUAAGUGUAUCCUGUCAGUCCACAGUGUGAACCCCACAUAUCCGCAUUUUACAUCACUGCUAAUUUGGCCACCAACAGCACCUGCUUAGGGAAGGCCAAGACCGGAAAAGGCCGGUAUGAAGUGGAUCUGGAGUGGAAGUGUGCACCAAGGCUGAGCCCUGUGAGGAAGAAAACAUUUUACAGGAACAGUUGGAACACAGAGCUGAGAUUCUGACUGUCCUUGGCACAGGCACCUGCUAUAUAGGUAAAAUCUCUCACCAGCUUCCAUCCACCCUUUCCCGCUUUUCUCUUCCUCAAAGUGCCUCAUCCACCAUCCCCAAGCCUGUCUGGGUCUUAAUGCCUUUCCCAGUCACCAGCCACCUGCUGAGCGUCACCACUACGUCUUUCUGAGUAUGUCUUCCCCCAUCAUGAAGAAUAUGGCUUUUCCCCAACCCCCUUCCACUCUCUCCACCAUCCAUCUAUAUUUUUGCCUUGGACACCUUGGCAGAUAAAUACGGCAUCCAGUGUGUUCUGUCUACCCACUGCUGUUCAUACCCUCUUCCCAGCUGCCAAGAUACCUUGCUCUCCUCUACCUCAGCCCCAAAGAGCCUCAGCCUUCUCAUGGGUUCAUUCUCUGUUGUUCAGUAAUACUACUCCAUAUUUUAAAUAAAUCACAAAACGUUUGCCUUCUAUCAAAGUAGGAACCUUUAUAUUUAUACAUGAUAAAGAAAUUAAUCUAUUUCUACCAUGCAGAAUUUAACAUUUAGCAAGAAUUCAAAGUGAUUGAAUUACUAGCCUAACUUGGUUUGUAUUAGAGAGUGAAUACUGGUAAUAGUCCCCGUUGCUUAAAUGCAGAGUUAAAAUUCUCCAACAGUCCAGAGUAACCUGUAAGUCUUCAAUGGGACAAGAAAUCCCUGGCAGACAAAUUUGGAUCAUAUUAGCCUAUUUGCUGUGUAAUGUAGAUUAAAAAAACAAAAAAACAAAUCCCACAAAACUGAGUACAUGAGCAUUUCACUCAGUUAAUUAAGCUUCUAACCCCAUUCUUCCCUGGGUGAGAUAAGAAGGGUGUUGGCUUGAGACUUGUUCCUGCCGCUGCUCUUUGUGUGAGUCCAGAUAGCGUCAUUAAGGGGCAGAGGUGGUAGUGCUGCUGCUUCCCCCACAGCCAGGCUCCUAAGAGGAGACACAUGUUCACACAUAGACGACUGUCCAACCCAAAGGUGAACUACCCUGUUUGGCGUGUAGAUCAGAUCUCUGAUCAUCUUCAGGUGUUCCCAUCCCAGACGUGAGCACCCACAUGCAAUGCCCGAUUAAUGUGUUUAAGGACCCAAGAGUAAAGGAGGUUCUUAGUUAGGCAAUGACCUGGUGACUUAAAAUGAUAUGUCAAGAUGUGUUCAUUUAGCUUUAACUAAAUUAGGACUGCACUGCCAUUAUUACAGAACUGGAAGGGUAAGGGAGCGUCUGCUUCUGUAUGCAUGUGGGAACCCUUGAGGUGAUCCAGCCUGUGCCACAAAGUAGCCUAUAGAACGAGCACCCCACUUUAUAGUUCACAGGACCCCAAACAUUAAAAAUUGAAAUAUCAUAAAUAUAAUUUUGGUAUGUAAAAUUUUGCUAAAGCUGUGUAUUUCUUACUCCAAGUAACCUCUUAAAAUGAAUGUAUCGUUUCUAUGGAGAGAAUGUUAGAGAGAGUCUGUGGUCUUUAGUGUUAAAAUGCUGCUCAUGGGUAUCGCUGAGUUAAAUGUACACAUUAGAUCCAGAGGAAACCUGAUUUCUUAAUUGAUCUUUACAAACUUUAACUGGGCUCUCCUGAGUCUGAUAGAAGAACAAAAGGUAGGAUGAAGAAAAUGUAUCCGAUGAGUGGCCAAAGAUUUGCCUUUUCAAAGCAGAGGCAUCUCUAUCCUGAAUCUCCCUGGUUUCCCAAAAUAGAAGCUGAGUUAAAUGGUACCCUGUCCACCAAGGAAAGUGAUCCCUAUUUCACAGCCAAUGCAGACAUUGCUUUUAUAUUGGCUGUCUCUGCAGAGAGAGAAAUUAGGAUUUAUUUUCUUCCUCUGUCUCGUCACAUUUACUCUUUCAACCCAAAACAAGAUGGAUGGGAAAACAAGUGCCGGGCCACUGGGCAUCUCCUUACUCCUUGACCAGGGACACAGAGUCUUGGCAAGGAAAACCAGAACCCUGUCGGGCCACCCUGGAAACAUGGCCUCGCCACUUGGCUUACCUCCUUCAAACAUGAAAGAAGUGUUCCUCUCAUGGAAGAACUGGAUGUAGCUUUUAACUAUGAAAUAGGAGUUGAACUUGAAAAUUCUUCUGAGUCCUGAUUGUGCAGGCCAGCUGCAUAAUGAAUGUAUACAUGAAGACUGUGGCUGAAUCGCAUGAAUCAGAUGCCAAGUUCAUGACUUUCCACGUAGACAUCUUCUCCUUAAGGUGUGAGUGAUGUAUGUAGCAUGCUGUGAAGCACCUGUUCUAGUUCAUAAUUCAUCAGUAUUAAUACAGUUACCCUUGCGUCCCUUGGUACUUUAUAUUUGAUGUAAUCAGAAGCUGUGAUGUUUCACCUUUGUAGUCCUGUGCUUUGUUGCUGUAAUUUUCCUUAUGAAGCACAUGACUUUGGACUCAUGUAAGGUGGAUGAACAUGAUCUUGAAGACUGCUACACACACACACACACACACACACAUCAGUCUCUUACUCUAUAUGGUUUUAAGUUAGGAUAAGCUUCUCUCCAAUUUUUUAUUGAUGCAGUUUAGGGUCUACAAGUUCACUGUCAAGUGGCAGCAUCUUCUUUAUAGUUUCAACUCUGAAAACAGCAAGCUUUCUCGAUGGCCACUUCACCCUUUUUCCUGCAGAACAGACCCUGCGUGGAUGCAGACGACGGUGGUUACCGAUAAUGCCCUCCACAUGCAUUGACAGUUCUGGCGAUGACAGAACCCAGGAGAGCUUCUAUGUAUAAGUAGGCUUGAUGUUUGUUCUUAUGUUGCUGACUUGACAGUUCUGACUAGAGCUGACCCAAACGGGCCAGCUUGUGUGUGAUACCCUUGUGUUUUAAUGCUUCUCUUCUCGUUCUGCUGUUGUUGGUUUUGUUUUUUGAGGGAUGGGUAAUAUUAUUUGAACAGAUAAAGAAGGAACGGUUAGUGAAUCAAGACAAACACAUCUGAAAUAAAGGAACUGUAUAUUAACCUGUUAACAAUUCAUAACUGCACUUUUUAUGACAUUUUGAAAAAAUCUAUUUAUAGGUACAGAACAAUGGGUUUUGUUAAACUGUAUCACGUUUAUACCUGCAGAAUUUAUUUCAUUGUUAUUAGUAGGAAUUUUAUUGGUUCAAUAAAAUUGGCAAAACUGA
Chionomys nivalis (European snow vole) is the source of this 8908-nucleotide messenger RNA. It is a transcript of the gene Sesn3, whose product is annotated as sestrin 3. The record is from RefSeq and is a predicted model, not a curated record. Gene Ontology annotation, cellular component: nucleus. The coding region runs from base 161 to 1639 and encodes 492 amino acids. Gene Ontology annotation, molecular function: oxidoreductase activity, acting on peroxide as acceptor; L-leucine binding. The transcript has 10 exons. Gene Ontology annotation, biological process: regulation of response to reactive oxygen species; negative regulation of TORC1 signaling; positive regulation of macroautophagy. Lineage: Eukaryota; Metazoa; Chordata; Mammalia; Rodentia; Cricetidae.